UUCUCUUCUUUCAUAACUCUAUCUUCAUCCUUAAUUUCCUCUUAUCUCUUAUAUUUUCUCUCUUCCAUCUUUUGUUGAUUGUUUUCUAAGGUUUUCAGAGGGUGUUAUUAGGGUUUUAGUGAUGGCAGAUGAUCAUCAAGAGUGUUUAGACAUGCCACCAGGGUUCAGAUUCCACCCAACAGAUGAAGAGAUCAUUAGUCACUACCUCACACCAAAGGUCCUCAACCAUGGUUUCACUGCAAGAGCCAUAGGCCAAGUUGAUGUGAAUAAGUGUGAGCCUUGGGACUUGCCAAGCAAAGCCAAGAUGGGGGAGAAGGAAUGGUACUUCUUUUGCCAGAGAGACAGGAAGUACCCUACAGGGAUGAGGACUAACAGAGCCACUGAAUCUGGGUAUUGGAAAGCAACUGGGAAAGAUAAGGAGAUCUUUAAGUCUAGGGGUGUCCUUGUUGGCAUGAAGAAGACCCUUGUUUUCUACAGAGGUAGAGCCCCUAAAGGAGAGAAAACCAAUUGGGUCAUGCAUGAAUAUAGACUUGAAGGCAAAACCCCUAACCUUCUUCUCAAAACUUCAAAGGAUGAAUGGGUUGUUUGUAGGGUAUUCCAUAAAAGCACAGGAGGAGGAGGAGGAGGAGUAGGGAUGGUGAAGAAGAGUCCUAUGGCUUUGUUAGACUCACCAACUUUGCCACCUUUGAUGGAUCCAAUGCCAAGUUUCAUCCCUGAUGUAUUGCCAUCAUUUAUACAUCCUAGUCCUAUCUUCCAAAUCAGUCAUGACCAUCAAAACAACAACAACAACAAUAACAAUAACAACAACAAUAGCAUGAUGAUGAUGAACCCUCAAAUGUACCCUCAAAUUAAUGCACCCUGUCCUAACUUGGGGUAUUUGCACCAUGAUCAAGCCAUGAUAAGGGCUCUUGUUGCAAGCACUGAACAUGCAUCAUCUUCUCUGAUUAAAAGGCAGCAGCAGUGCAAGGUUGAGCAAUUGUCUAACCAAUCCAUACUUAGCCAAGAUACCGGCAUGAGCACCGAUCGGAAUACGGAGAUUUCGUCGGUUUUUUCAACCAAGAAUGAGAUCAAUAACUAUGUUAGUUCUUCAAGGUCUUAUGAUGAUCUUGACUUGGAGAAUUUGUGGAAGUACUAAUGUGUUUUUUAUUUAUUUAUUAUUAUUUACUUUGCAUUGUUUUUUCUCUUCAUUUGUAUAUAUAAUCAUAUAUUAGAUUUCAGAUUGUUUUAGUUAAUUUAUAUAGAUAAAGAACUAUGAGGAACCUUAUCCUCUA
Dioscorea cayenensis subsp. rotundata (Guinea yam) is the source of this 1271-nucleotide messenger RNA. Its product is annotated as NAC domain-containing protein 92-like. The record is from RefSeq and is a predicted model, not a curated record. Bases 122 to 1135 code for a protein of 337 amino acids. Gene Ontology annotation, biological process: regulation of DNA-templated transcription. The transcript is spliced from 3 exons. Gene Ontology annotation, molecular function: DNA binding. NCBI's taxonomy places the organism in Eukaryota, Viridiplantae, Streptophyta, Magnoliopsida, Dioscoreales, Dioscoreaceae.